AUGCCCCUGGCUGAAUUCAGUCAGCUUGUUGGUUCUUGGCCAUUGGGUGAGGCAAUUUGUGAUAUGUACAUCGCGUUUGAUGUGCUGCUGUGUACUGCAUCGAUUCUCAAUCUGUGUGCCAUUUCAAUCGAUCGAUACUUGGCUAUUAUUCGACCUUUACAGUAUGCAGCUAAACGAACACCUAAACGAAUGAUGUUGAUGAUUGCCAUUGUUUGGUUAGCAUCUGCUUUGAUCAGUAUUCCACCGAUGUUUGGAUUUAAGGAAACAUUUGUCCCAGGCAGAUGUGAAUACAGUAGCAACAUCAUCUAUCAGAUAUAUGCCACAUGUGGUGCGUUUUAUAUCCCCCUGAUAGUGAUGAUCGUACUGUACGGUCGUAUUUUUAUGCUAGCUCGACAUAUGGCUCAUGAAGAUGCAAAACAGAAACGAGUAACCGAUUCCGUCGCGAAUCAGUCGUCAUCGGUAUACACGAAUCGCAACGGUGGACGGCCAAGUACGGUACUAUCAGAUGAUUUUAAAAUGCUUGGAGAUCAGAACGAUAUGUAUGACGGGACUGGAACUGAACUUCCGAAUCAACGGAAUAGUCCGAAUCAAUUAUUCCGGCGUUCCCAGUCACAAGAGAGUAAAACCACGAAAUCUGUGGUCGAACGAUAUCCUCUACCACCAUCAGAAUUGUGUCGAAGACGCAAACCAAGACCCCUGCAUCGCAACACAAUCAAUGAGUGUCAGGCACAAGCGGCAGAGUUUUACUUAGAAGAACAGCCUACCGCUCCUUCGCAGUCCAAAUCCACCGUAAGACAUAUCGAUAUCCCACUUACAAAUCGUGACUCUAUCAGUACAGAACCUAAAAGCCCGUCCGGGUUGUCAUGUGCUGAGGAAUUUGAAGAGCGUGUGAAAACAAUGAGAAAGCUGCGGGCGGAAUUUUUCGCCGCUCCACCGUCCCGACAUUGUAGUUCAGUUAUUCUAAACCUGAAUCGGGAGAGCAGUGCAUCGCGAGAAUCUGGCGUACGACCGCUCACGAAUACAAACACAGAAAAUACUGGAACAGAUGGUGUGGAACCCAGCCAACAGCAUCGUUCUCCUUUACAUCAUAGUCAAACCAUGCGUGAACCCCCAACUGCAUUGUUACUCGACUAUAAACCCCAACCAAGAAGUUCGAUGCCACCACCGCCAAAGUUAUCUAUAUCAUACUACUCGGAAGAUCCAAGUAUGAUUGCAAGUCCAUCGCAAGUGUCCGAUGCUAUGACCACAUGGACAAUCGUUGAGCAAGAUCGAGAUCAGUCCUCGAAUCCGGUACAUUCUCGCCCCGGAAAUCAACCCAUCCCGCGACCUCGUCCACGUCCGCUGCACGGUGCACGUCGAUCUGUGACAAAUGCUGCGGAUUACGCAAACAAAGACUACUCCGCCCGCCAUAGUCUUCUCGGAUUGCCUUGUCGAGGACAUCACGAUCGUCGCAGUAGUAGCCCGUUGUCAAGUGAACCAUUUGGAUGGAAUAAUAGUCCCAUUAGUGGAGCAAAUGGUAGGGGUUCUGAAACUGGCCACUUGGGACCAGGGCAUAAACAAGAUUCCCCGGACCAUCGACCAUCAUAUUUGGAACGUUCGACUAGUCGUCUAUUUCACCGCACCUCUGAUCACACGCUCAAUCCCCCUACUCGUAGCCGAGCCCCGAGCUGGGCUAGUAUACGCGUUCCAUUACGAAAACGUCGUGCUAGGGGUCACAGUGAAACUAAAGCGAUCAAAACACUCGGUGUGAUUAUGGGAUGUUUCUGUUUAUGCUGGGUGCCAUUUUUUAUCAUUGCGAUUCGUUACACAUGUCUGGUUCGCAAUUAUACCCGAGAGAAUCAAACCGUUGUGUUAUGCUCAACUGAAGGUGAGAAAACGCCUAAACAACGAGUUAGUAAUGGAGAUCGUUCCCAAAACCAACCGCGAAAUCGGAACUACACGUUUAUGAAUUCCUUGGCAAAGGAUUAUUGGGCGGAUGUAAAGUUCUUGUUGACGAAAACCAACCUCGAAACCGGUAAAGACCCUUCGAAGAAACAUCUUUCAGUGCCCCUUCAAAUAGUGUUCAGACAUGGGCAGCGUUCUUAA
Molecule: messenger RNA, 2085 nt
Organism: Echinostoma caproni
Lineage: Eukaryota; Metazoa; Platyhelminthes; Trematoda; Plagiorchiida; Echinostomatidae
Source: the annotation of a GenBank genome assembly